AUGAAAGCCUCAGAAAGUGCCAUGCCAGCCGAGAAUGCCCCUAUAUGCCACAUAAAACCGUUACAGGUGGAGCGAGAAGAUCUUAGUGGGGGGAGUGACAAACCCCCCUCGAGGGGAGUACCUACCUUCCCAGUUGAUCAACAUAAGACCACCCCAGCUGACACGCCAUGCCUUGUGUUACCAGUUGCCAAUGCAUCAGAUGUCCAGCCAGAAGACACGAUCUUCACACGCCAGACUGAGCCCUUCCUACAAGCCCGUGUAGAGAAGAUAUUGGAGCUUGUGCAGAUAGGUGACGACAUCACAGCAGACCAACGCGAGGAAGUCAAGUCACUCAUCGCUGAAUUCGCUGACUGCUUCGCCUUAUCACUCAGCGAGGUCAAUCUCAUUCCAGGCGCAGUGCACAAGCUCGACAUACCCGAGAACACAUCAUUCCGCACAAAGAUUCCACAAUGCUCGUUCAACCCAGACCAACAGGCCUUUAUGGAGGCAAAGGUUGACGAAAUGCUGAAGGGUGGUAUAAUACGUCCUAUACACCCAAGGGAGGUCAAAUGUGUCACGCCCUCGGUGUUCACUAGUGGCUACCACUAUUUAUGA
Messenger RNA from Laccaria bicolor S238N-H82, 594 nucleotides. RefSeq lists its product as uncharacterized. The record is from RefSeq and is a predicted model, not a curated record. Bases 1 to 594 code for a protein of 197 amino acids. NCBI's taxonomy places the organism in Eukaryota, Fungi, Basidiomycota, Agaricomycetes, Agaricales, Hydnangiaceae. The transcript has a single exon.